Messenger RNA from Patiria miniata (bat star), 2465 nucleotides. RefSeq lists its product as uncharacterized. Bases 111 to 1010 code for a protein of 299 amino acids. The transcript has 4 exons. Gene Ontology annotation, molecular function: S-adenosylmethionine-dependent methyltransferase activity. The record is from RefSeq and is a predicted model, not a curated record. NCBI's taxonomy places the organism in Eukaryota, Metazoa, Echinodermata, Asteroidea, Valvatida, Asterinidae.
UAACACGUGUACGUGUACAGUACAGGCAACGAACGGACCGGUAGACAAGAAUCGCUGCUCAGUUUUACUUUUAUCGGCUAGCUUUGCAUUGGCAUUAAAAAAAAAUUGAAAUGCUGUCUCAGGCCACGGAAUACCUGCCAACAAUUGCGGCUACUGCUCUUUUAGCAACAUCAGGAGUUGCCGUGUACUCUACGUACAAAUUACUUACUAUAGAUCGUGAAAGAAAAGCUAAGGAUAACGUUUACGAGACCGCUAAACUCGUGAACGAGUACUUGGUGUUUCAUUACGGGACACCAAGCGAAGUUUUACGGUAUGACUUCGGUCCAACAAGUUCGCUGGAUUUUGCUCGGAGGGUCGCAGAUGAGUGUCUGGAGGUGUACAGGGGUCAAGUGAACAAGACAAAAGUGCCGAAGAGAGCUUUGGAUAUAGGAUGUGCAGUGGGAAGAACAGCAUUUGAACUUGCUCGCGACUUUGAGCAGGUCAUAGGAAUAGACUACAGCCAAGCGUUUGUGGAUACCUGCUGUGCGUUGAGAGACCAGGGUUCCUUGGAUUAUUCUGUUCAAGAUGAAGGAGAUUUAUCGACUCAACUCAAGGCAGUUGUGGAUCCUGCGAUUGAUUGCAGCAGAGUUCAGUUUCAGCAAGGGGAUGCCUGCAGUCUACCAUUGGACCUUGGCCAGUUUGGUUGUGUUGUUGCAGCUAAUCUCACCUGUCGGUUACAAAACCCCUACGACUUUCUGAAUCGUCUGCCCAACCUUGUGGCACCCGGUGGUAUUCUCAUGCUGACAACACCCUGUACUUGGCUAGCGCAGUUCACCCCAAAAAGCAAUUGGCUUGGUGGAUACAAGGACAAGAAUGGACAGCCGGUCACGACCUUUGACACGCUCAAGAAAGUCCUGGGUCCUGACUUUGAUCUGAUAGCAGAGAAAAACAUGCAGUUCUUUAUCCGAGAAACGGCUCGUAAGAAUCAGUGGUCUGUCGCUCAUGCUACAAUAUGGAUUCGUAAGGAAUAACGUACCUAUAAGUACUUGGUAUCAUGAAUCGUAGUUAGUGUUAUGGACUUGGUACGGGAAUAUAUACAGUUGUCUCCUGUGAUGUUAGUCCAUGGCGUUUUGUACGCUUGAGGAGUGCAAAUGGCACCUGCUGAUGGUUCCAUUUACACUCGGGGGCAAACAAAACCCCUGGACUAUAUCAGAACAGACAAUUGCUUGUUAUAGCGUGGUAUUUUUAUAUAUAGUUGUUCGAGUCUUUAGAAAGUACAAUAUGACAAAUUUCGUAAAGACAGGAUUUUUCUGUUUUGACACCCUAUGCAUUUUAAUUAAACAGUCGCAUGCUUCAGUCUUUGAUAAAAUGUAAUACACGUAUGGGCAUCUGCACUGACACAUUUGUUGACACUCGCAUGCCCAAGUGUACAUAAACAUUUAUAUGCAUGAGUCUGUCAAUGUUUUUAUUAUUGCAGUAGGACAAUGAUUAGUAAAGCGUGGAAGAUAUUUUAUCCAAAGUCUAUAGGAAAAUCUUGGAAAAGGAAAACAUCCGUUUGUCUCGCGUAUAUAUUGCUUGUUUGUGAUUCUUAUACAAUUUGGUUAAAACUUGAUCGAAAGUAUGCAUAUAGGUAUUUGGGUUUGUUCAGUUAUUGGCUUUAAGCAUAACAAAUAAAAGCAAUAUAUGAAGUCCAUAAAACAAAUUCUUUAUUGUGGUAUUGCUGGAGACAUCAACAUGUACCUGGUCAUGCUAAAAAUGCGGGAAAAUUACCAGUUCCAAUGAUGAAUGGAAAAAUGUGAAAGAACACUAUUUAUCUUUGAUGUUUUCACGUACUAACUCACAAGAAGAAGGCAGACAGUUCAACUUAUUUGAAUUGUUUUGUUUAAUUUUGUGAAUAUAAACAAAAUUUAGAAAAAGAGUGACCUUUCAUAUUAACAUCCUUACCAUCUUCCAGUUUUUUUUUUUGGUGUAGACAUUACAAAAUGUAGCUCUUUCUGGAAUGUUUGCAUGUUAUUGAAGUGUAUGAGAAUCAUGGGUUAUGACUAAAUUAUGUAAGUGUGGGAAGUAAUUGAAGUGUGUUAAAAGUCAUCUAUUGCAAUUAAAAAAAAAAAAAAAAGUAGAAAUGUUUGAAUUCAGAUUAUGUGCAAUUUCACAUAGCGCCUCACCUAUAGAUUCUGUCUCUUGAUUGGCCGAGAAAGUGUCACAUGGUAUUUGCAAGUUAUAGUGCGUUACCAUGCACUAGUCUCCAAGGAAGACCUUCCUGACCGAGUUGUUCUGAAAAGUAGUACAUGUACAUCAAUAGCAACUGGAGGGUUGUGUGAUCAUGUGUGCCUGUGUACAAACGCACCCAUUGUGGUGUUACUUUACUAGUUACUACCAAGGACUGGUAAAGUUCGCUGAUGGUAUUCAUUAGAUUAUUAGUGUUUAUGUCCAGGCAUUCAAACUCAUUUACUCGAUGGCAAUAAGAAUCAAAUGUUGAAAAUGAA